Molecule: messenger RNA, 3666 nt
Organism: Puntigrus tetrazona (Sumatra barb)
Lineage: Eukaryota; Metazoa; Chordata; Actinopteri; Cypriniformes; Cyprinidae
Gene: rrm1
Product: ribonucleotide reductase M1 polypeptide
Exons: 20
Coding region: 143-2524 (793 amino acids)
Biological process (GO): deoxyribonucleotide biosynthetic process; DNA replication
Cellular component (GO): ribonucleoside-diphosphate reductase complex
Molecular function (GO): ribonucleoside-diphosphate reductase activity, thioredoxin disulfide as acceptor; ATP binding
Source: RefSeq, a predicted model, not a curated record
GAGUAGCCCAUUGGCUGAGAUCAUUUACCGGAUCUGACGAAGGGCGAAGAUCUGGCGGGUUUUGAGACGUAUCGCGCGCGCUCAAUACUUCACAACAACAGUCUGUAGAAGAAGCAGCAGCUGAGGGGCCGAGAAAUCAAUCAUGCACGUGAUCAAGAGAGAUGGUCGCCAGGAGCGAGUAAUGUUCGACAAAAUCACAUCACGAAUCCAGAAACUUUGCUAUGGACUCAAUGCUGAGUUUGUUGAUCCUACUCAGAUCACCAUGAAGGUGAUUCAGGGCCUUUACAGUGGCGUUACCACAGUGGAGCUGGACACCCUGGCUGCUGAGAUCGCUGCCACCCUCACCACCAAACACCCUGACUAUGCCAUCCUGGCCGCCCGCAUCGCUGUGUCCAACCUGCACAAAGAAACCAAGAAGGUCUUCAGUGAGGUUAUGGAGGAUCUCUACAACUACGUGAAUCCUCUGAACACCCGUCACUCGCCUAUGAUUUCAAAAGAAACCCUUGACAUCGUUUUGGCCAACAAAGAUCGCCUAAACUCGGCCAUCAUUUUUGACAGAGAUUUCUCUUACAACUUCUUUGGCUUCAAGACAUUGGAGCGCUCGUAUCUGCUGAAGAUAAAUGGAAAAGUUGCUGAGCGGCCGCAGCACAUGCUGAUGAGAGUGUCUGUGGGAAUCCAUAAGGAGGACAUUGCAGCAGCUAUAGAAACCUACAAUCUGCUGUCUGAGAAGUGGUUCACUCAUGCUUCUCCUACGCUCUUCAACGCCGGCACCAACCGGCCACAGCUCUCCAGUUGCUUCCUGCUUGCCAUGAAGGAUGACAGUAUUGAGGGGAUCUAUGACACCUUGAAGCAGUGCGCGCUCAUUUCUAAGUCUGCUGGUGGUAUCGGGGUGGCAGUGAGCUGCAUUAGAGCUACAGGAAGCUACAUUGCAGGGACUAAUGGCAACUCAAAUGGCCUGGUUCCUAUGCUCCGUGUCUACAACAACACAGCACGUUAUGUGGAUCAAGGAGGAAAUAAGAGACCAGGAGCUUUUGCUAUGUAUCUGGAGCCCUGGCAUUUUGACAUUUUUGACUUCCUAGAGCUUAAAAAGAAUACUGGUAAAGAGGAACAGAGAGCUAGAGAUCUGUUUUACGCCCUCUGGAUCCCUGAUCUCUUCAUGAAGCGAGUAGAGACCAAUGCGGAUUGGUCUCUGAUGUGCCCCAGUGACUGUCCUGGGCUGGAUGAGUGCUGGGGAGAGGAAUUUGAGAAGCUCUACACAAAAUAUGAGAAGGAGGGCAGAGCUAAGCGUGUGGUGAAGGCUCAGCAGCUGUGGUAUGCCAUCAUUGAGUCUCAGACAGAGACCGGUACACCCUACAUGCUCUACAAGGGCGCCUGCAACCGUAAGAGCAACCAGCAGAACCUGGGCACCAUCAAAUGCAGUAACUUGUGCACAGAGGUUGUAGAGUACACCAGUAAGGAUGAGGUGGCUGUUUGCAACUUGGCAUCCAUUGCACUUAACAUGUACGUCACCCCAGAGCGAACUUUUGACUUCCAGAAGUUGGCUUCUGUUACAAAAGUUAUUGUGAAGAACCUUAACAAAAUCAUUGACAUCAACUACUAUCCUGUGCAAGAGGCAGAGAACUCCAACAAGCGUCACAGGCCCAUUGGUAUCGGCGUUCAGGGUCUGGCCGAUGCCUUUAUCCUCAUGCGCUUUCCGUUUGAGAGCGCAGAGGCUCAACACCUCAACUCACAGAUCUUUGAGACCAUCUACUACGCUGCCCUGGAGUCCAGCUGUGAGCUGGCAGCAGAAUUUGGGCCGUAUGAAACCUAUGCUGGGUGUCCUGUGAGCAAGGGCAUCCUGCAGUAUGACAUGUGGGAUAAGACGCCUACAGACCUGUGGGACUGGGCGGCACUCAAGGAGAAGAUUGCAAAGCAUGGUGUGCGUAACAGUCUUCUGCUGGCUCCUAUGCCCACUGCCUCCACUGCUCAGAUCCUGGGAAACAACGAGUCAAUCGAGCCGUACACUAGCAACAUCUACACACGCAGAGUUCUGUCUGGAGAGUUUCAGAUUGUGAACCCACAUCUACUCAAAGACCUCACAGAACGAGGACUUUGGAAUGAAGAAAUGAAAAAUCAGCUAAUUGCUCAGAACGGAUCCAUCCAGGGCAUUCCCACAAUACCAGAUGACCUGAAGGAACUGUAUAAGACAGUGUGGGAGAUCUCUCAAAAGACCAUCUUAAAGAUGGCUGCAGACAGAGGUGCCUUCAUUGACCAGAGCCAGUCCCUCAACAUCCACAUCGCUGAACCCAACUAUGGCAAGCUGACCAGCAUGCACUUCUACGGCUGGAAGCAGGGUCUUAAAACAGGAAUGUACUACCUGAGAACUAAACCAGCUGCCAACCCCAUCCAGUUCACUCUCAACAAAGAAAAACUAAAGGAGACGCAGACAAGUACAAGCAGCGAGGAGGAAACCAAAGAACGCAACAAAGCUGCCAUGGUGUGUUCGCUGGAGAACCGUGAUGAGUGUCUGAUGUGCGGUUCAUGAACCCCUGCUGACAAGGACCUUCAGGGUGGUUGCCAAUUUGCAUCUUGUACAGUAUUAUUUACAUCUAGUACUUUUUUUCUUUUUAAUGACCAUACAAAAUAAAAUUAUUUAGAUUAAUUUACUUUUGGAUCUGUAUGCAAUAAAUGCAAUAAAAAUUAUUUUGGGGAUCUCAGACUUUAUGAAAAGAACGUUUGGAGUCAUUUUGAAUAUGCUUCUGGUCAAUUUCCAUCGAUUUCAUGGUUUAGGGUUAAUGUAUAAAGAAAGGGUUGGAGUUACAGUUUUGAAAGGGUGCAUGAGAUUUCUUUAGGUUACAUUUAUUUAAAUUAAUACACUAUUAUUUUGUAACAGUGCUAAAUACAGUAUAUUGUUGUCUGAUGUAAUGCACCAGCAUUACCCUGUGUGAAGUAACAGGUCAUUAUUACUAUGGUUAUGGGAACAGGUGUGACGUUCCAGUAGGGGUGCAUGGGGAGGGUCUGAGGCUGCAGGUGAUUGGUUAAUGAAUAGUCACAGAGGCCUCAUGGGGAAAGUGGCUGUUGUCACAAACAGCAGGUGUUAAAACAAGCUGCAACAUGUACAUACUCUCUGGGGCGAUAAAGGCUCUGGUUUAUUUAACCACCUUUCAUUUGUGUAUUCUGGGUUUUUAUAUUGAGUUCAAAUGAUUAAAUUACUGCUUUAAUAGGAAUUGAUGAUUGCAUGUAUUUAUUAUACGAUAUUGUCAAAUGGUGUUCUAUGGAUUUUAUUAAUAAUACAACUUCUACAAUUAAUCUACAUGAUUUACAAAUUAUUUUACAGUUUUAGAGGACCAAACAACCAGAAUGCUUUUGUUAUAUAGUGUAUAUGUCGCCAAAAAAGUAUUGUCACACUUAAAAUAGACCACUGUUCAAAGUCAAGAAAUACAAAAAAAAAAAGUAACAUUCUGAAAUACAAUUCUCAUGUUUUUGAUCAAAUUUUUUUUUGCUGCCUCAAAGCUUUUGCACAGUAGUUUAAAAUAUGUAAGAACCAACUGCUAGUCAUUACAAGGAAUGCAGAACAAGUGAACUUUUCAAGACUCAAAUGAAUAGAACAAUAGUACUCAAAUUUAAGUGUUCAAAUGUUGGUAUGUUUAUAGUUAAUGCAAUAAACUGCACCUCUGACCAUUAUUA